Jatropha curcas is the source of this 1002-nucleotide messenger RNA. NCBI's taxonomy places the organism in Eukaryota, Viridiplantae, Streptophyta, Magnoliopsida, Malpighiales, Euphorbiaceae. The record is from RefSeq and is a predicted model, not a curated record.
UGUCUUUUCACUAAAAUGUUGGUCAUUUGUAGAUUUAUAUGCUUCUUUUUACCAACAACUUGCAUUCUCUAUCUUUUUGGUUUGAGCUUCAUUAAUUUCAUUGAUGCUCUCCAGAUAAAUGAUCGCUACGAGUUCCCUUUGCAACUUGAUCUAGAUAGAGAGGAUGGUAAAUAUUUAUCUCCUGAGGCAGAUAGAAGCGUCCGCAACCUGUACACUCUUCACAGUGUUUUAGUUCAUAGUGGUGGUGUGCAUGGUGGGCACUACUAUGCGUAUAUCAGGCCAACUCUUUCAGAUCAAUGGUUUAAAUUUGAUGAUGAGCGGGUAACAAAAGAGGAUAUGAAAAGGGCGCUAGAGGAGCAGUAUGGUGGUGAGGAAGAGUUACCCCAGGCAAAUCCUGGUUUCAACAACUCUCCCUUUAAGUUUACAAAAUAUUCAAAUGCCUAUAUGCUUGUAUAUAUACGUGAAAGUGACAAAGAAAAGAUAAUCUGUAAUGUGGAUGAGAAGGACAUUGCAGAACAUCUCAGGAUAAGAUUGAAGAAAGAGCAGGAAGAAAAAGAACAAAAGAGAAAGGAAAAAGCUGAGGCACAUUUGUAUACCAUCAUAAAGGUUGCCCGCAAUGAGGAUCUCCUUGAUCAGAUUGGGAAGGACAUAUAUUUUGAUCUUGUGGAUCAUGACAAAGUUCGUAGUUUCCGUAUCCAGAAGCAAAUGCCCUUUAAUCUUUUCAAGAGUACGUAAUUUUUGGUAGCUACUCUAUGAGGGCGUUUAGUUCAGCUGAUUCAUGUAGCUGAUAGUAGAUUUGCACCCAACAACUAGGUCGUAGGUGUUUGGUAAGCUUUUUAGUUAGUAGCUAAUAGCUGAUAAAAGUCAAAUAAGUUGCUGAUUCCAUCAGUUUUGCUUUGGAGUUUUUUCGUAUUAGUUUGUAGCUGAUUUUUAUUUAUAUUAUAUUUGAAUUUCAUUAACCUCAUAAAAAUAUUUGCUAAUAAAAUUAUUUGUUUCAAGUUA